CUCAUCUUGUACCCCUCAAACCCCCAUCAUACACCUGAACGCACCCCCAACCUUCAGUUGAAAUCCCAACAUCAAUAUUUUGGACCGUUCACGCUAUGGAUCCUAUCAUGUCCGAUCAGGCGAAUCCGAUGACGAGAGGAAGAAAGAGAAGGGAGGUACUGGCAAAGGAUAAGGGGAAAAUAUUUGUUUGUUCGGACGCCGGAUGCGGACGCAGUUUCACAAGGGCAGAGCAUCUACAAAGACAUUUGUUAAACCACUCCGAUGGAGAGUAUACAUGUGGUCGAUGCAGGGCUCAUUUCAAGCGAAGAGAUCUUCUCGAAAGACACAUUUUCCGUCAUCAACAGAAGGACGGAGAGGCUGGUGCCGAAGGCUGCGGUAUCCUUAACACACGAAAACGCAUGUGGAAGGACAGUACCGGCAGGAUAGUCACAAAGAAGCCGGCUCUAUCAAAGCAGGACCAAGAUUCUCAGCCUAUUCCGCCACCACAGGACAUCAAUCUGCUUCAGUCAUUACCCGACUUCAUACCUCUCUCAUACCACAAUGAAGACGCUCCUAUAUCACCACCUAUCUCGAACAAUCCGUCUCUCAGGAACCCUUUGGAAGAUUUUGACCCAAGCCUCGAAUCAGGAUUUCCUCCAAUUGCUCUCGAUCCAAGGGUACUCACGGCAUCUGGCUCGUACUCACCCAUCGACCAGCAAUUUUGGUCUUCCAGCUUGUCACAGCCUGAGCCAGAUCCCGUCUUUCCAGUGACAUUCGACGAUGCUCCCCUCGACGAAAUCUUUAACCCAGACACGGCCAGCUCAUUUAACAACCCAUUCACUACAAUGAGCAACUACAAUUGGUUGUUUGACAUGAACUUGGCACAAGUCGACCAGAUUAUGCAGGAGCCAUUCCCCACGCUCUCCUUGAACACCCAUACCGUGCCACAUACAAGCCAUAGAUUUGACCUCCAGCUUGACCACAUGAACGUCGACAGGUCUCUGUCGACGGCUAGUCAGUAUGACUCGAUACAAUCACAGCAUACUGACUCCCCACAACAUCAGCUGUCAUCUGCACUGUCCAUAACACCGCCUCCCAGCAAACAUAAGACCACAUCGAUUCGGAACAGUCCGGUUCAGCUACUAUCUCAGUCUACCACUACCCAGAGAUCACUCGGGGUUGUAUCCCAGCCCCUUCAAGAUGAUUCAGUGAUUGACAUCGAACAUCCCAUGUCGAUGUUGUACCCGUCACGGAGCUUGCCGGUCAUAGAUGAACUUGCUCGAGCGCAGAUCCUUGACCUUAUCGACAUUACGCAACCCACCAUGGUUGAUGGCAAGAGCACACUGUUCAUCACCCGAGAUCACCCUUUGCUCUCACUGUCGUGUCUGCAAACAUAUUGUGACUUAUACUUUACACGCUUCAACACCGUGUACCCACUCAUCCACAUGUCCACCUUUGACCCCUCAGAGGCGGAUACAUUGCUUCUCAUAUCGGUGUUACUUCUCGGGGCAACUUAUGGGGACAAAGAAACACAUAAACUUGCGGUGUGCGUCCACGACGUCCUUCGACCACAAAUCUUUGCCAAUGCGGGCUUCUCUUCUAAGCCAGAUCUAUGGGUGCUCCAGACAAUAUUACUUGUCGAAUGCUUUGGCAAGAGCAGAGCAGGACAAAAACAACACGACAUGUCUCAUCUAUUUCACGGUCUACUGAUCAAUCUCAUUCGUCGAAGCGACUGCCAGAGCGUUCGCCCACCAACUUUGGAGGAUGCCACCGAAGAUCUUGAGGAUGAUUGGCAGACAUGGUGCAAUGCUGAACAGAAGAAGAGACUCGCCUUCCUGUGUUUCAUGUGGGAUACGCAACAUGCGGUUCUCUUUUGCCAAUCUCUUUGUAUGUCGGCGUUCGAACUCCGUUCCGACCUGCCGUGUGAUCAAUCGCUUUGGGAGGCAGAUACAGCCGAGGCAUGGCAUCACUUACGCAGAAAGCAACCCAAUACUCCUCUCUUCUUGACAUGCCUGAAGAUGUACCUCCACCCGGAAGCCGCGAGAUUGCCCAAAAUCAUGAAUGUGUUCUCCCGCUCGCUGCUUUUGCAUGGUCUGAUGUCUGUCGCCUGGGAUAUGCAGCGGCGAGACCAAACGUCUCUUGGCGUAAUUGAUACCAACCCUCUCGGAAACUGGCAAGCUCGCCUCGCAACUUCCUACACAGCCUGGCACAAGGAUUUCGAAACUUUUUGCACGCAGUAUACAUGCCGCCUCCCUUCACCGGACCACUACCUCGCCAAAGAAUUCCACGUUCUCCGUGCAGCUACACUCGCUCUCUAUCACUCCGCACAUAUUCUUCUUCAUACUCCGUUCCUAGACCUGCAAAUUUACGCAGGUGCGCGCCACAUCCUCGGGCGCCCGGUGGCUCGCCAUGACUAUGCACGUUCCCAGCGCAUAGUGAAGAAGUGGGUAGUAGACAACCUUCCGGAAGCAGGUAAAGCAAUCUGGCACGCAGCCGCUCUUGUAAACCAAGGAGUCAAAGUCUUAGAUGAUGGACUCGAAUCUACGGAUGUUGGCGGUGGACGCCUUUGGCAUCAUCCGUGGGCCGUGUAUUUAGGCACUGUAGUUGUCUGGGGUGUGUGGCAUGCGCGCCCUGUAUCACGAGACCCGGAAAACGUUCAGGACGACGAUGAAAUUAUAUGGGACCCACACGCUGAUAUGAAGACGCUACUUGAUGCAAUCUCGAAGAGCGAGCCAGGGAGGUUGCUAGAAGUUGGGUACACAGGAGGUGUUGCAGGAGGGAUGGAGAAGAAGGGGAUAAAUGGGAUGACUGCAGUAGUCAGCAAGUGCCUGAGCAAAGUCAGGUGGGCGGUGGUACAUGAUGGGAUGAUGGUACUUAGGGGUUUGGUGCAGUGGCGGUUGAUCGGGGGUGGAGGUAUUGGCGGGAUGUAAGGCAUGAAUGCAGCAUUAUUGUUUAAGACAAUCAGAUAUC
Dothidotthia symphoricarpi CBS 119687 is the source of this 2949-nucleotide messenger RNA. RefSeq lists its product as uncharacterized. Gene Ontology annotation, biological process: regulation of transcription by RNA polymerase II; DNA-templated transcription. The record is from RefSeq and is a predicted model, not a curated record. The transcript has 7 exons. NCBI's taxonomy places the organism in Eukaryota, Fungi, Ascomycota, Dothideomycetes, Pleosporales, Dothidotthiaceae. Gene Ontology annotation, cellular component: chromatin. Gene Ontology annotation, molecular function: RNA polymerase II cis-regulatory region sequence-specific DNA binding; zinc ion binding; DNA-binding transcription factor activity, RNA polymerase II-specific. The coding region runs from base 96 to 2909 and encodes 937 amino acids.